GAUUUAUUUAUUUAAGAUCACACCACUCGCACAACAACAAUAGAGUAACAAAAUAAAAGAAAACUUAAAACGGCACCAACUGAUUUCAUUAUUGUUUCAUUUGGAGUGAGAGCGCUCUCGUGUUUUUUUGUUUUGUGUUUAUUUGCCAUAUAAUUUAGUGAUUGCGCAAUUUGGAGUGCCUCUUUGGCCUCAGUGCCUCAGUUCUUGUGUGAGUGCGAGCGAGAAGAGUGUGCUGUGCUGUGUUGUUGUGUUGGUGUUGGUGUGCGCGUGCGGUGUGAGUGUGCAUAAACAACAACAAAUAAAGAACGGGUAAAACUACGGAAUUGAUUAGUACGAGUGGAAGUUUUUGAUGGGCAACUCGCAAACAAGGCAUGACAACAGAAGGACAUCGCAAAGCACUCGUGAAGCAGCGGCUCAGCGCCAUGAACUAAUCGAAACAGAAGCACCCACAACUGCAACUGCAACUGCAUCCACGACAAGACCACAGCAGCAGCAGCAGCAGCAACCAGAACAGCCACAGAGACGAAAACAGUCGCUACCUUUGACAACCUUUGGCUGUGGCGGCAGCAGUAGAAAAUCCCUACACAGACCUCCUCCUGCCCAUCCGGAGCCCCAGGCCGUGUCCGUGUCCGAGCCCGUGCCCGUGGCAAGCAACAGCAUCGGCGUCGUCGUCACAGCUGAGCCAGAAUCACAACCAGCAGCUGCUGCUGCAUCGACUUUGGUAGGAUUGCAGCAGCCGCAGCCGCAGCAGCAACCACGCUUGCAGCAGCAGCUUUCCACCUGGAGCCUAGGCAGUCUUAGCGGCGGACGCCUUAAUUGGAGCUUUUCGGCUGCUCGCAAUUCCUUUCGGCAUCGGAAUAAGGCCACACGCAAGAGCUCGUCAUCGCUGCAGGGCUUCCGUCGCAGAAAAACGCAAUGGCACCGUCCGCUGACGAAUUCGAUAUUUAAUUCGCAUUUCAAGGAAGCCAGCCGCAACGAUCAGUUCCAGAUUGAACAUCUCGUGGCGAAGGGAGCCUUCGGUGUGGUCUUCAAAGUGUGCAAUAGGACCGACAACAGUUCAUGCUACGCCCUCAAAGUUCUUAAAAAAUCAAAGCUGAUAGAGGACAACAGCGUGCAACAGAUAAAGGACGAGGCGGAUAUACAGAAAGUGUGCGGUCAUCACCCGUUCAUCGUGCAGCAAAUAGAUCUUUGGCAGAACCGUCACAACCUUCAUAUCCUAUCCGAAUAUAUACCGAAUGGCGAAUUGUUCUCGAAAAUUGUCCACUUCUCCGUUGACCUAGUGCGCCUAUAUAUUGGAGAGAUUGCCCUAGCAAUCGAUUUUCUGCACAACGCCGGCAUUAUCUACCGCGAUGCAAAGCCCGAGAACAUUCUGCUAACGCAACAAUUUCACAUCAAGCUGACAGACUUCGGUCUGAGCAAGUGGCUCAAACUGGGUGCAAAUACGCGCACCAUAUGUGGCACUUUCAAAUACAUGGCACCCGAAAUACUGUGCGGCGAACCCUACGGUCAUGCAGUGGACUGGUGGGCCUUGGGCGUCAUUGCCUGUCAGAUGCUAACGCAGAAGUGUCCCAACAUCAAGCAGUAUCUACUGCGCCAGCGCCGGCAGGAGAGUUUGGACGCCGACGCCGACACUGAAACGGCAGAUGGCCUGUCCAAUGCCCCAUCCUUUGCGCAGAUCAAUGGCUGCCUGCAGGACAGGAGGAACAGCGACAGCAGCGGCGGCAGCAGCAGCAGCGACACCGAAGAGUUCCUGCCCGCCGCGGUACGCCAGCUGGGCCAUGAGGGCCAGGAUGUGCUGCGCAAGCUGCUCGCCAUAGAUCCGCGCCAGCGCAUACGCAGUGUGAUGGCACUGCAAAGGAUCGCCAUGUACAAGGGCUACAAACUCACCUCGAAGCAGCUGCUGAGCCUCUCGCCCCUGGACAUUAUCGCCAGGGACGGCAUUCGCGUCUACGAAGACAGCCAGUUUGAUCCAGUGGCCAGCCAGUUGGCGAUCAAAGCAUUCCAGGACUUCUGAGAUACGAUUUAUACGCGCUCCAGCUUCAGCUGCAGCUCCAGCCAUAUUUACAAAAUUCGAAACACGAAACACGAAACC
Molecule: messenger RNA, 2092 nt
Organism: Drosophila obscura
Lineage: Eukaryota; Metazoa; Arthropoda; Insecta; Diptera; Drosophilidae
Gene: S6KL
Product: serine/threonine-protein kinase S6KL
Exons: 9
Coding region: 350-2014 (554 amino acids)
Biological process (GO): protein phosphorylation
Molecular function (GO): ATP binding; protein serine/threonine kinase activity
Source: RefSeq, a predicted model, not a curated record